GUGACAAUUAGCAACCAAUUCUCGAACCGUCAAAACACACCAGACACGUCAACAGAAAAUCCCCCCACUUUUCAAGAACCAACCAACCAACAAAAACCACCUCCUCCCUCCAUUCUUCUUUUACCGAACCAAACCAAAAUUCCUUUCCACAAAUUUGCAGAAUCCAAAUCUUCUCCUCCCUCAAUUCUUCCUGUUAAUUACAGUACCUCUCUCACUCCCACUUCCAGUGUUCCGGGCUCGCCGGAAGAAAAGCCUCCCCCGACGUCAUGCCUUUCACUUCCAGUCCAAGCCACCUCUAAUAGUCCGGCCAAUCGCAAUACCCGGACCCGAAUACCUUAAUCGGGCGGUUGAACACAGCAGAAUCCGCAACGAUGAGACUGGUGGUUCCUCUGCAAGGUGUAGUACAAGGAAAGGGCGGCCUCCUUUUAGGUUCUCUAAUCCCAUGUGCCCUAUUCUACUUCCUGCAGCUCCAUCUCAAACGACACCGUUCCCCCUCUUCUCCUCCUACUUCCAACCCGCCCUCGCCCUCAGCUUCAUCUCCCAACCUCGUUGCUGACGCGCUGCCUCGUACAUCGUCUCGAUUAAAUUUUUUUGGCGGAGGAGGUGGGUCCAAAGGCCGUGUACCUUUCUCCAAUAGGGCUAGCUCCAUAGCCAAGCCCAAUGAUUCCCCAUACUACAUUGGAUUGGAUAGGGUUCGACUGGACCCCUUUGAUCCCUCUCUUAACCCCGAUGGGAUUAUUCAGCUCGGAUUAUCCGAAAACAGUGUACGGUUUACUCUUCUCCCCUUUUGCAACAAUUGAUGAUUUGGAUGAUAGGAUCGUGGCUCAUUUUUUUAGCUAUAUUGCUGCAGUUGUCCUUCGAUCUUAUUGAGGAAUGGCUUUCAAACAAUAAAAGUGUGGUUGAUUCGUUGUUGCUGGGACGAGUUGCUGAUGGUGGUUUAAGCAUUGGCGACAUUGCUAACUAUCAGCCUUGGGAUGGAUUGAUGGAAUUGAAAGUGGCGAUGGCUGACUUCAUGAGACAGGCCAUGGGUGAAAAGGUGUCAUUUGAUCCCUCCCGACUGGUUCUAACUGCUGGUGCCACUCCUGCCAUUGAGAUACUCAGUUUUUGUCUAGCCGACCAAGGGAAUGCAUUUCUCAUCCCAACGCCUUACUACCCCGGCUUCGAUAGGGAUGUGAAGUGGCGAGCAGGUGUGGAGCUAGUACCGGUCCACUGUCGUAGCUCAGAAAAUUUUGUGCCGAGCAUCCCUGCUUUUGAGCAGGCAUUUAAUCAGGCACGAAAGCGGGGUCAGAAAGUUCGAGGAAUUCUCAUUUCAAACCCUUCAAAUCCAGUUGGAAACAUACUAUCUAGGGAAAUGCUGUAUGGUCUCUUAAGUUUUGCCAGAGAGAAGAACAUUCACAUCAUAUCAGAUGAAAUAUUUGCUGGGUCAACGUAUGGGGAUGAUGAGUUUGUAAGCAUGGCAGAGAUUCGUGAUGCAGAGGAUUUCGACAAGGAUAGGGUUCAUAUAGUGUAUGGGCUUUCCAAAGACCUUUCUCUUCCAGGCUUCAGGGUUGGUGUUAUAUAUUCAUUAAACGAAAACGUUUUGGCUGCUUCUCAAAAGCUAACUAGAUUUUCUGCAAUUUCAACACCAACUCAGAAGCUGUUAGUUUCCAUGCUAUCAGAUUCCAGGUUUAUACAGGACUACCUACAGACUAAUAAACAGAGACUACGUGCCAUUCAUGAUUUAUUUGUUGUUGGCCUUGAACAACUAGGUAUAGAAAGCACAAAAAGCAGCUCUGGUUUCUAUUGUUGGGUAAACUUGAGCAGAUUUGUUAGUCCAUAUAAUGAGAAAGGAGAGCUAGAGCUUUGGGAGAAGCUUUUAAGUACAGCCAAGAUCAAUGUUACACCUGGCUCGGCUUGCCAUUGUAUUGAACCUGGAUGGUUUAGAUGCUGUUUUGCAACCCUAGAUGAAAAAGAUGUUGCCGUAGUAAUAAACCGGAUACAGAAAGUACUGGAAACUUGUAAGCCUCCUUCUUGAGAAACUUAUGGAAACAUAGAUUGAUGGAGAGUUUGUAUAUGGAAACAUAGAUUGAUGGAGAGUUUGAGAGUUUGUAUAGCUAACUACAGAAACCCAGUGCUUGGCAGUAGCACCGUUUUACUUCAAGAUACGCAACAGAAGUCAUGAAAUUUGGUAUCCCUAUCUUACAGAAAGGUAACAGGAUAAUAAUUUUCGAUUAAAUGCUGGUGGUACAUGUUACAGUCUUUUUCUUUACAUCAGCUUGAGUUGUAAUUGCCUUGUCCACUUCUUAUGAAAUCCGCCGAGUAUGUUGCUUGUUUCAAGGAUGCCACAGCCAAGUCUAUUUUUUGUCAUGAAUUUCUGCCAAUGUGCAAGAGGAUGAUCACAUCAUACAUAGAUACAUCGCAGUCAAAAUUGCAGUAUAAAUAUCUUUCCAGGUCCUAGUCAUUUUCACAAAGAAAUGAGGUGCACAAAGAUUAUGUAAAUUCACUAAGUUCAGGAAACAGUUUCUACUUAUUUGUUUUCUGCCUUAAGAAAAAAUUUUACUUUCAAGAGGAGUUGAAAGUUAGAUUUACCUUAGGCGCUCUUUGUGUCUGCAUUUGUAUGGCUUUCCUUUGGUAACUAUAUCUCCGACUCAUCAUUAUCAGCUCUCCUAGUGUUUUUGGUUUCGUAAUUGAGGCACUGUUGUUCUGUUCACAAAGGAAAUCAUUGCUGUGCUUCCUCGACUGCAGACGAGAAUCGCUCCUUUCAUGGCGGUCGACCUUUCCCAGGAAGUUUGCCUUAGGGGUUAAUAGAGGAAAGAGCCACUCUAAGAAAGAAGCCCCUUUUAGGCUUGUAGCUCCAGUGUCAUCGUAGCUGGCGGUACUGCCGUCCGUUUGUGAAUCUGGUGAAGCAGGACUUUCCAUCUGCUGGUUUUGAAAACCUGUAACUGAAAGUUGUUGGACAGGAACAGCAUUGGAAAUGGCCAUGGUGGGCACAAGGCCGUUGGCCAACAGAGAAGGAGCUGCCGACGUGUAGGAAUCAUCUGUUUCAGAGUCGCAUGUUUCUGGAUAUGAUGAAUCUUGCAUGUCAAUCUCAUCGCCGUCCUGAUCAUUGAAGGUAACCCAAAUGUUGUCGUGGCCUCCGUAAUGUCCGGUCGAUGGUGUGAAGCUGUUAAAAUUCCCCUGACCUGGUGCAAAUAUUGAAACUGGUGCAAAUGUUGAACCAUUUGGCGGUGGCUGAGAAAAUGAUUGAAGUGGUGUUCCUGGCUUUUCUUCCCAUUUGAAAGGUACAGAAGCAAUGUACUUAGCUGGAGGUGCAGCGAAUUUUUUCUGGGCGGGAUUGGGUUUCCAGUCCUUCUUAGGUACUCCUGGAAACUCUUCCCAAACGAAUGGAAUAGAAACAGAUUGUUUCACCCUCUUCCUGGUGGUAGCAUCAGAGGGCUCUCUCUUCUCCAUCUUGACAUCUUUGCCAUGCUGUAUGUCCAUGCUUCUAAACCCUGGAUGAAUGAUUUGAUUUGAUCAUUUACGAUUGAGGGGUUUAUAUAGAUCUAUCAUCUUACAGCGUUGAUUAGAUUGAUCCAAAAAGUGGAAGAUUGGGUGGGUUAGAAAUUUUCGGCACUAGCUCCACCUGCCAACCGCACCAUUGCAGAACAAAAGAGGUAGGCUCACGGCUCACCAAUUGUGCGAUUUAUAUAAAACAACAUAAAAGCGUGCAUGGGAUAUCAUGGUAAUGUGGUAUUGGUAGAUAAACUUAUCGUGGCAAAUUGGUGUGGUGAAUUACGCAGCUGAUUUGACCAAAGUUGAAAAUAUAGUAAGGUUUUAGUUUGGUCAAAAGGGGGACUCAACUCAACUACGAAUGCAGAUAGAAAUUCUGGGAUUCCUAUCUCGUCGUCAGAGUUUGGCAACGUGGCGGGGUGUUUGUGUAACUAACCCAUAAAGAUGGGAUCAUAAUCCACUAAGCUGUGCUGCUGAUAAGUGGUUUAUUGACGCAACGAAUUUAUUCAGUCACAAAGCCAUCAAAUCCAUAAGUGGGGGUUUUAAGGAGGAAUUGCUGCAACUGUCACUAAAGUCGUAGGGAUCUCCAACUUCGGUCUUACUAGGACCAAGAAGUUAUUUGACCAAACCAUUCGUUAAGUGGAAAGAUAAUAGAUAAACGACUCUUUAUGAAUUAGUUAGAAUGGCUUAUAAAAUACUAAUAAAUAUAGAUUGUCUGAAGGUUGAUCAAGUUUUUGCCUUUCUUGGUCUCUUUGACCAUUGGAAUGAAAUGGCAUGCCUGUUUGGUGCGGUUGACCAACUAAUGGAAUGAAUGAAACCUAUUUACGAAAACUGAACUGAAUGCUUUGAGCGUUACGACCUCCUAUCGGUUCCAGAGCUGGUUUUUGUUCUUUUGCUUACAAAUCGCAUUUGUUGCAUGCUAGGGUGUACGGAGCAUGAAUUGGUGUAUUUUUUGUGUUCAUUUUCCAUCAACGUGAUUGCUAUGUUUAUUUCUUGUAUCAUUAAGAACGG
This is a messenger RNA of Oldenlandia corymbosa var. corymbosa, 4479 nucleotides long. Lineage: Eukaryota; Viridiplantae; Streptophyta; Magnoliopsida; Gentianales; Rubiaceae. The record is from the annotation of a GenBank genome assembly.